This is a messenger RNA of Ostertagia ostertagi, 363 nucleotides long. NCBI's taxonomy places the organism in Eukaryota, Metazoa, Nematoda, Chromadorea, Rhabditida, Trichostrongylidae. The record is from the annotation of a GenBank genome assembly.
AUGCAGCUGAUCGCUUCCAUCAUCUUUUUCUGCAUGGUGCAUUCCGUAUCAAGUGAUUGCCGUGCCGUUGACUUUGGAAUCGAAAAGCUCGGACAGGUUCCGGAAGGUGUGCGAGAUGCGCUUGAAUCAUACCUCAAUAAGACGGGGUAUGCAGUGGGUCCUGAAGAUAGCGUAACACGUUAUCUGUUGUUUAGCGGCGACGACAAUUCAGGAACACGUGCUGAUAUUUAUGUCACCUUCGUUCAAAAAAAUAACACUAAUCACAUCUAUCUCGAAAUGAAACCAAACGGUAACGAUGGUUAUGACGUCUCUACAAUAGUAGAGGAGAUUUUAGGGACAAAUAUGAAGAAUGCAGUCAUUUGA